AGCAGUCUAUGGAAAGUAGCUGAAACAAGAAUAGUGGAACAUCUUCCAUAGUCUUAACUUAGGGUCAUCGAUCAGAAUUUUUGUCACCAAAAUGUUUUGCAAUUUUUCAUGGAGUCAAUGGAGCACUAUAGACGGGUGGAAGAGCAAAUGAAGUCGUCGUGUUUUGUAUGGGGGACGGUGCACGCAGCUUUUAGAAGCUGUCCGUGGGCUGUGUGCAAAGAGACAGACGUGCACAUGUGAACACAAGUGUUGUUUUUUAGACCUGUUUAGGGGCAGGGAGCGUAUGAAUGUUUUGGGAAGGAAAGGGGAAUGCUCACUGAAACCAACAUCUUUCUUGAGCGACAAAUGUAAGAUGCAGGUUUGUGUUUCCAUCCUGAUCUCUGUGAGAAAUCUUAGAGGGAUUAUUUUCAUGAGAUUCGUCCACUGUCCCACUGAAACAUGGUAAGAUUUCAGCAACGUUACUCUAUGUUCCUGUGUCCAAAACAUGAGAUCCCACUGGGAACAGAUAUGUGUUUUGAUUUAUUUCAGAGGGAUAAAAACAAAAUUGGAAGUGUGUCUUUUGUGAUGGAUUCGCUUUACUUUUGCUGUUGCAAAAUAAGAGAAUUCUUCAAGCAGCCUCUGACUUGGCUUUAAAUCUUAUAGGUCCUGUGCCAGUUGUUUUAUACCUCUCUCUCUCUCUCUCUCUCUCUCUCACAGAUGAAGACAUUUUUAAAGCUAGAAGAGACCCAUAUGGUCAUCCAGGCUGACCUCCUGCAUAACAGAGGCCAGAGGGGAAAUCAGAGUCUGGGGUUUAUCAACUUCAUGACUUCUGUGCUAUACUUUGUUUUAGUAAGACACCCAGGCCUGAUUUAAACAUUGCAAAUGAUGGAGAAACGUCUAUGUUCGUUCCUAAGUUACAGCAAUGAGUAGCUGUCUACUAUCAGAAAUCUCAGUCCUUCAGGUACUUGUAUACAGCAAGCAAGUUACAUCCUUGGAUAAAAUAGAGUGAGCUUCUUCAGUCUCUCACCUGUCAUGUGCUCCAGACCUUGUAUCAUUCUUCCAGCUCCCAUCUGGACCAUUCCAAUUUUUCAGUCUUCUUGUUGAAGAGCAAUGGGAUUUUCGUGGCAGAGGACUGGCUUGGACUAGAGUUGCGGCCAUGCCUCAAGCUGUAGCGAGGCAACGAGAUUAAUUGGAGAUGUAAGCACUUGGGCGCUGUGUUGAAAAUGUUGGGAGACAGAGUGCAGUCAGAUGCAAAAAGAGACCUUUAUAAUGACCCCACGUUUCCGGCCAGUGAUUCCUCCCUCUUUUUUAACUAUUCCACCCCACUUGCACAGUUCAGAGGGGAGAUCUCCUGGCUGAGACCGCAGGAAAUUUGUUCUGUUCCUCGAUUAUUUUCAGACAAUCCACAGGAGGUUCAAGUAAAGCAAGGGGUUUUGGGAGACUGUUGGUUCCUAUGUGCCUGUGCUGCUUUGCAGAAGAGUAAAUACUUGCUCUCUAAGGUAAUCCCCCCUGGUCAACCCAGUUGGACAGAUGAGAAAUACAGAGGCUGUUUCACUUGUCGAAUCUGGCAGUUUGGACACUGGAUGGAAGUAACCGUUGAUGAUCGCCUGCCUUGCCUUGGGGGUAAACUCUGCUUCUCCCAGUGUCAAACAGAAGAUGUGUUUUGGCUUCCGCUGUUGGAAAAGGUCUAUGCCAAAGUUCAUGGGUCUUAUGAGCAGUUGUGGGCAGGGCAGGUGGCAGAUGCUUUAGUUGAUUUGACUGGAGGUCUAGCUGAGAGAUGGGCCCUGAAAGAUCCUGGAAGAAAAAUGGAAAAAGAAAGGACUGGUACAGUUUUGGAGAAGACUGUGUUUAGGAGACUGAUGAACCUGAAGGAACAAUGUGUAAUAAGUUGCUCAGUCCUCAGCUCCAGGCAAGGUACUAGUGAGCUGGGAGAAUUUCACGCCUUUAUUGUCAUAGAUAUGCUGAACCUCUCCAAAGUCUCAGGCAAGGAUAUCAUUCUGCUCCGUAUACAAAACCCUUGGGGGAGGCGCUGCUGGAAAGGGCCGUGGCGGGAAGGUGGUCAAGGAUGGAGCCAGCUGGAUCCAGUAGUUGCUUCAGAACUGCUGUCGCAGAUUCAGGAAGGAGAGUUCUGGGUUGAGGAGGAGGAGUUUUUUAAGGAAUUUGAUGAGAUUACCACAGGGUUUCCAAUCACAGAAGAGGGACAGCUUCAAAGCCUUUAUACAGAGAAAGUGCUCAGUCAUACACAGAAUCUCUUUGGAUCAUGGGUGAAAGGCCAGUCUGCAGGUGGUUGCCGUAACAACAGCAGCUUUCCUUCCAACCCCAAAUUCUGGCUGAAAGUGUGUGAGCAGAGUGAAGUGUGCAUUGCUCUUCUGCAGAAACACAGGAAGUACAGUGCUGACUGGGCUGGACGAGUUCGCACUCUGACCCACGUAGCAAAGGACAGUCCAUCUUUGGCAGAAGGCAUCCAAGGGAAGAAUUACCAAGCUGUGGGACUGCAUGUCUGGAAGGUGGAGAAGAGACGGUUUAAUCUGCCAAAGACCCUCUCUACUCCUCCUGUUGUAGGGACUGUGUGCCAUUCCUAUGACAGAGAAGUGCAUGUGCGCUGUGAUCUUUCCCCUGGUUAUUACCUUGUUGUCCCCAGCACCUUUCUGAAGAAUGCAGAGGGGCACUUUCUGCUUCGUGUGUUCUCAACAGGGAGAAUCUCUCUCAGUGAGAUAAAACCACCACCCAUUGAUGCUGCCCUCUGUGAAGAGCUCCCACCAGGUGAAUGGGAGACAGUGCAGCUGCAGGGAUGCUGGAAAAACGGUCACAGUGCUGGAGGUAGCAGGAACUUCCCCUCCUUCCAUACCAAUCCCUGCUUUCCCCUCUCCAUCUCUGCAGGAAUAGGAGAGAGUUGCGUGAAAGUCACCCUUCGCCAGCACUGUCAAGAUAGCAAGUGUCAUCCAAUAGGGUUUCAUAUUUUUCAGAUACCUAACAGUAACUGGAAACCACAUGCUGCUUUUUUUCUGCAAUUGGAGCCACUGGUUAGCUGUGUACCUCAUUGCUAUUCACAAGAAGUGAGCCAACUUUGCAGACUUUCUGCAGGGAAUUAUGUGAUUGUACCCUCAACAUACUUGCCUAAUACAGAGGGGAAUUUCACAGUUAUCAUAGCAACAAAAAUAGACAGAAAACGCAUUCAGAGCCAAGAGACACUUGGACAUGUUUUGCAAGAAGUCUCCUUUACAGCUGUGAUGAAAAAGUAAUGUGACAUCCUUGUGCUGAUGUGACAAAUGGUGGAAAGUCUAGAACUGUCUGACCUCUGGUUGGCUUCAGUUUGAAACGAAGUACUUGGGAAGCACUUUGGAGUCCACAGUUUUCCCAUCACGUGUCAACCCUGUGCUGACUUGUCUGUAAAGAUACCUCCUUUACUGUAUGUAUCAUGAUGAGCAUUCGUUCCCUCUGUAUAUUUUACAACCAGCAUCAUACAACUGGACCUUGUAUUGUACCUCGGCUCUUCACUAAUACGGAUGAAGACUGCACAUUUGAACUCAAGCUGCAAUUUUAAAACAGAAUCAAAAGAAGAAAAAGAAAAUAUUUAUGCAUAUCUAAAGAAAGAAUAUUGGGUGAAAAAUAUCAAAGUUUACAGAACAACCUCAGGAGACCAAGGGAGGAGAACAACUGGAAUCUUUUUUUCAGGAAGAAGACUGUAGGAGCCAACAAAUUACACUGGAGUAGGAAAAGACCUGAUCUAUGUCUUACACUGCCAGUUUAUUUCUGAGCACUUUAUCAUGGUUCCUGCUACUACAAAUAGUUCUUUAAGUCACAAAUCAAUGAAGCUUGGCAGGAGUUUUUGGUUUGGUUUUUGUGUGUGCGUCGUGUGAAUACCUGGGAGGAAAAGGAUGAAAGACUUUUGCUAAGAUUUUUUGUUCCAAAAUUCUUUACAUUGUACUUUGUAGCCAGUAUUGAGACUAUUGUGUUCAGAGGGACCUCCCCUCUCUGUAGAAAAACAUGUCGUUUAACAGACUUUUCUUAAUUCCUAUUAAAAAUAUUUCCUAUUCAAGUUGGAUUUUAUUUAAACAUUGUAUUUUCUUUAAUAAAA
Messenger RNA from Alligator sinensis (Chinese alligator), 4057 nucleotides. It is a transcript of the gene CAPN10, whose product is annotated as calpain 10. Gene Ontology annotation, biological process: proteolysis. Lineage: Eukaryota; Metazoa; Chordata; Crocodylia; Alligatoridae. The record is from RefSeq and is a predicted model, not a curated record. The transcript is spliced from 15 exons. Bases 1203 to 3221 code for a protein of 672 amino acids. Gene Ontology annotation, molecular function: calcium-dependent cysteine-type endopeptidase activity. Gene Ontology annotation, cellular component: cytoplasm.